GGCUCCGAGGCGUCGCCCGUGCCCGGGUACUACACCCUCUCGCACCGCCGUCCCGCACCUGCUCCGCGCUCCGGGUCUGCGGGAGGCGCCGCUGCCCACGCACAUGCGCAGUGGCGCCGCCGGGAGCCCUGCCUCCUCCUCCUCCUCCGCCGCCUCCCGGUUCCGCAGUCACUUCCUGCAGCUGUUUCCCGGUGGCUCCACUCCGAACGACUUUUGACAGUCAACCUCCAGCCCUGGAGCGGCCUGGCGGCGGCGAGUAGCACAGAAAGUGGUCGUGGAGCGGGCGGCGGCGCGCGGGGUGGCGGGGCGGCUGCGGCCUGCCGGUUCCGGUUUGAAGACUCCGUCCCCCACCACCCACCGGAUUAUGCUCGAGGCUUUCCUGCCUGAUGAUUCUUCCUCCACCUAAGCGGCCCUCAACCUCUCCUCCUAUGUCAGUUGCUGCCAGGUCCACUAGGACCUUGCAGCUUCCGCCACAGAAGCCUUUUGGGCUGGAAGCAUCCGGGUCUCUGGCAGGGGAAGAGGAGUUAGCUAAGGGAGGGGAGCUGGACUCUGCCCUGGAGGAGCUGUGUAAGCCCCUCUUCUGCAAACUCUGCAAUGUCACCUUGAACUCUGCUCAGCAAGCCCACGCACAUUAUCAGGGUAAAAACCACGGCAAAAAACUCCGAAAUUAUUAUGCAGCUAACAGCUGCCCUCCUCCAGCCAGGAUGAGCAGCGUGGCAGAGCCUGUGGCUGCACCCCUCAUUCCUGUCCCUCCGCAGGUGGGCUCCUGCAAGCCAGGGGGCAGAGUGAUCCUGGCCACAGAGAAUGACUACUGCAAGCUGUGUGACGCCUCCUUUAGCUCCCCUGCAGUGGCACAGGCCCACUACCAGGGGAAGAACCAUGCCAAGAGACUUCGUCUGGCUGAAGCCCAGAGUAACUCGUUCUUGGACUCUGCAGAGGCAGGGCAGCGGCGGACCCGGAAAGAAGGGAGUGAAUUUAAGAUGGUGACCACCAGGAGGAAUACGUAUACAGUCCAGAGCAAUUCAGCAGGUCCUUACUUCAAUGCCCGCUCCCGGCAGAGGAUCCCGCGAGACCUUGCCAUGUGCGUUACUCCCAGUGGCCAGUUUUACUGCUCAAUGUGUAACGUCGGAGCCGGUGAAGAGGUGGAGUUCCGGCAGCACCUGGAGAGCAAGCAGCACAAGAGCAAGGUGUCUGAGCAGCGGUACCGGAGCGAGAUGGAGAACCUGGGCUACGUACAGUGACGGCCGUGCUCGCGGAAAAGCUGGUCCUGCCUGUUGUUUGCCUUCUGUCAGCCUGCCUUGCUUUGUGGUCCCCUCAAUGAGUACAUUCCUCAUUCCUCUGCUUAACUCGAGUAACCUGCAGUGGUGCCAUGAGUCAUCAAGUCGGGGUGGGGAGGGAGACAUGUUUCUUGGGUCAUGAUGCUCUUUUGGGCAAGCUGCGUCAAACUGCUACAAUGUGUGAGCCGCCUGCCCCUUUAUCUUUUCUCGGCCACGUUCUGGUUAAGCAGUAGUAGCCUGACCAUUUAGAGCUAUGAUUAUUUAAAAAUGGCACCAACUUUUGCAGUUUUCGUUUUAUGCACAUAAGAUGGGUGGAUUUGAAUUCUUCAGAUUAUACUGAAAACAGGUAAACAGAGAUUCCUAUUUCCUGACAUUCCUGGGGAACCAUCCGCACAGUUCGGUGUCAGAAAGAUGUUCUGUUAUGGUGUGUGCUUGAGUCUCUCAGCAGCAGUUGGUUCCCUGUGGCCGUCCUUCUGUAACCGACACACAGGUUUUUCUUGAAUUCAGAUGCUUCCAGAAUACUCUCUUCUUCUGCACCUGUAACUUCAUCUCCCAGUUGUGAACUGCACACAUUUAAUUCCCGCCUCCCCUGCUACUUGGAUCAGCUUGUCUGCUAAGCUCUUCCUCAUACCCUAGCUGUGCUCUCGCCUUCUGAGACCCUGAUUUGACUGUCUUCAACCCUGAGUUGGAGGUGAAUAUUCUUUUAAAAAAUAUAUUUUCAGAUGACUCAAGGAAAUGCAAGAAUGUGUUUGAGAUUUCAAUUUGGAGUUACGUUUUCACUGCUAAUUAUGUGAACUCAGGAGAUGGUCAUUAUGUUGUGGCUUUUUGAUGAUCGUAUCCUGACGCUGCCCUGACAGGUAAUGGGCACUCCUGGAAAAUAACCGCUCUGGGCUACUUCUGAGGUGGAACAAUUUUCCUUUUCUUUUUUAAAGCUGAUCAGGUUGCAGUGUCAUUUCCAGUAGAAAAGCACGCACACAUUGCAUUUUCUUUUUUGCCUCCUUGAAGAGACUGAAAACAGAGACAUCUGACUUCGGUGUCUAAUGAUUAUAAUGGGAUGAUUAUUUUAAAAUAAAAAGCCAUAGCGUAUGUCUAGGUGGACUACUGGAAUAUUUUGUGAACUUGUGUUCACUGUGGAUAAGACCAGCAUGUCCAUGCUUCCUAGGGAACCAUACUUCUGCAGAAGGUUAGAGCAAGCAGUGUUUUGCACUAUAAUAAAUGCGCAUUUUAUCACUCACAUCACCAGUGAAAAGCCCCAUGUAACCUUGAGAAUUCUCCAGGCAGAUAGAUAGAGAGGAAGGGAGCACUCACCACGCCUCCCUUCCAUCCUUGCUUCAGAACAGCCGAGACCCAUAAUUAAAGGCUAAUUUUGUGAUUAGCUUCUAGAACAGCACAUGGUUCCUUCCUCCCACCGAAAUGCUGGUUUCUUGAAAAGUAGAACUAUUUGGUUAAGUAUUGUCCCCUUAGAAACAGAACGAAGAACAGUGUUCUCUCGAGAUUUGAUCUCUGUUUGCAACUCCUCAUACCAAGAACCCUCCUGCGGCCAUCUGCAGAGUUGGUCCGUUUAGAGCAAUUUAGGGUGUGUCUUGUUGGAUGCUCAUUUGCUGCUAAAUAUAAUUCUUCGGUAGACUUACAUACAGUGCUGGCCACUUGGUUCUGUGGUUCUUUCAUAGUCUCAUUUGCUCCCUCUGCAGGGGUGUGUCUGUGUGUCUCUGUGUUUGUGUCUGAAGAUACAUGUGUCACCUCCCCCAAGUUUAUGUGCUACCCCAGAGAGAAUUUCACCUCAUCUUUAUCUCAGAUAACAUUGAAAGAUUCUGCGUAUGGAUUUACAUUUCACCAAUGUGACAUUCAUCUGCUGUGAGGUUCUCCCCUGGGAAUCAAAUCAAAGGAUAUGCCCCACCCCAACUACUCUCCUCCUGUAUGUACAAAAACAGCGGACUUAAGGGCUUGAUGUGUUUUCAAGCCUCGUGAAUUCAGGUUUCUAGGCCCCCAGUGCCCUUAAUGGAUGUUAGGGAUGCGUAAGUGCGGUUUCCUUUAGAGAGAAAUGUUAGAUUUAUAGUGUUAUUUCUAUAUUCCUUUGCACUAAAAAGAGUGAUGCAUUUGUUUGAUGACACUCCAGUGCCGGGUUGCCUACAAUAACUCAGUUUGUUUCCAAAGGCUGGAAGUUGACAAGUGACUGCCAGGGGCCAUUGUUAGAGGUUCUGUGGAUGUUUGACCCCACUUGGGAGACCCAUGGCUGAGGUCAUGGUGUACCCACUGUAUUCAGUGGGUGGGGCAGAGGGUGGCAAAGGCUAUUGGAGCUACAUGGUACAGUGUCUCACCACGUGAACUCUGUAUGGACAGUGUCUCUUCCUUGUCUUAUCAGGCGAGGGUGGCAUUUGAGUCAGUUAAGUGGGCUCUGUGAUGGUUUCAUUUUCGCUGUAGGAUUGGCCUCCUGUUCUCCAGGUAUUGUGUAUGUUAUGAUAUGUCACAGACACGGAUGGGUGGAAGUCUAAACAAAGGGAGACCUUAGUCCAAAAUUUGGUAGAUUUUAUCAAUUAUCUGUAGCAUUGGUGUCUGUUCUCGUGGCCCUCUUUCUCAUUAUGAGGCCAGGAAGAACACCCAGGUCCAAGGCUUCAGGAAGAGUCCAGUUCCAAAUGGUCUGGAUGGCAUAUACUUUCAGAGGGUAUUGUCUUUGGAAAUCUAGCUGUAGCCCUGUGCCCUUUGCCCUUUUAGAUUUCACCUUGAACAGAAGACUUCGCUAAUCUGGGUUGGUCCUUGUCCUACAGCUUGUAAAUAUGUGCCUGCUUUAUGCUUGUCUGCUUGCCUCUUACAAACUGAAUUCUGUAUCUUUUCACAAUUUUUUUUUCACACCAUUUAUCUUGAUAAACCUCUCCUCCUCAGCUCUUUCCCUUUAAGUUCAGCAGGAGCUUAGAAAACCAGUCAGGAGUUUUGAAGCCCUGGCAAUGAAUGAGGCACUGUGGCAGAGAGCUAGUGCUCUCCUGAGGCAUCUUCCACGUGGCCCCACAGGGCUGCCCUGCAGAGCUUUGUGUGGCUUAGUUUACAGUCGUAUGAGGAGAGAAAUUAUACAUAUAUGUAUACCUGAUUAAGUAUUCCUGUGUAGAUAGGAUCUAAAACUUGACAGUGGAACUUGGGACUAAUCCAAUCUGUGCUGCCUGGGCAUAUGAGGAAUGUCAGUCUGAGGAAGUGACUGUCCUUAGAUGGUCAAAUGAGUCCAGACCGAGGGGUAACUUCCACACAGUGCUUUCUCCGAGGAGAGGUUCAAGAAGAGCGGGUUUGGAAGGUCCUGUAAAUGUCAGAACUUAGGUUGUACUGGAUUUACUGGAGAAAUUGGUGAGCUGUGUACCCAAGCAGCGGAGUGUCUUUAGAAAUGGGUAAAUAUUCUGUUCGUGUGUGCAGAAGUUUAACGUAGGUAUUUGAACAGGUGUUUAAGAAUAUUCUACCUUGCCCCCACUCUGAGUCUCUGUUAGGAGUUUUAUGUGUGAUUUUUAAAAUUGCUUCCUUGCUUUCGUGUCCUGUUUGGGUGAGUUCCCUGUGAGCCCCCAUGUCAACAUGGCUGAGUGGAGACUAGCUGUGUAAAUAGCUUCUUAUGAGACAUUUAUAUGGAUAGCUAUGUGGCAUUUCCUUCCCAUUAUCAGUAGGGACCCUUUGUGAAUGCCUUUUUUCUGUAGCUACCAAAAAAAAAAAAAAAAAAAAAAGUCCUGGCUUAUGGUCCCAGGUGACCUUGUGUCCGUUAAGCCCAGAAUAUGAGUGCCUUUAGCAAGAGUGUAGAGAUGACAGGAUUUACUGCCAUUAACCACAGUUCAUAAAAUAGCUUGAAGUAGCAGAGGUCCUUGUGAAAUCUGUCCUGUGUCCGUCCCCUCCUUUCUUAGUGCAGUCUCGACUUGCUACUGGAUAAACUGUGCACUCUCAGGUUGCCGAGGCUGGCACUCGUCACCUUGGUGGCCAUGUUUGAUACGGAGGAGUCAGAGCUUGAGAUGUCGGAGAAAGCUUCCUACACUGACCGUGCUCCAGCUUGGUUCUUCUGUAGAGAGGAGAAAAUUAUGUAUCUGCAAACGAAGUGCAUGGAGAGACUGGCCAGGACAGUAGCUGUGGGUCUUCCUGUGCUCCAUCUCUGCACAGAUGGAGGGGACUUCCCAAGCAAGCUUGAGGCCUUUGAAAAAGAACAUUUUCCUUACUUCGAUUAACUGAAAACUUUGAAUUUCCUGAGUCUUUACAACUUUCGUACAUUUGAUUAAACUAACCUUCAUGUAGAAAUAGUAACAUUUGCCUCAGCAUUUUAUGAUGAAGAAUUUCGGACAUUUGUCAGAGUGGAAACAUUUUGGAGCAUACCUAAUUUUCCCUUCUGCUGUUGACAUUUCCCACCUUGUAUUUCCCCAUGAGCCUGUCGCUGUAUUCAUGUGUCUGUCCAUCAGGACAGCUAUCUUGGCAUACAUUUCAGACAGAGCCCAUACCAUUGGGUGCCAUGCAUUAGGAUUUAUCACUUAAAUGUUAACGUCUUAGGAAAGCCACACAUGUGGGUCAUAACCCAAGCCAGUAAACAGGCUCAGUUCUCUCCUGUGGAUAUCAGUCUUCCUUGUGUCUGCUUAGACUCUCCAACAAGUCUGUACUGGGUUACCUGGCCCACAAAGGUCACAUUCCCAUCAGGACUUGCUGUGAACUCCCGGGCGCUGUAACCAUUCACCUCCUAUACCCGCAGAAUCCGACACUGAGACAGCAGUACGGCCCACUAGGGGUGGGCAAGCCUUAGAGCAGUCUGCAGCUCUCCCCCCACCCCAGAGGAGAUCUGCCCUCUGCCUCCAUCCUGUGCUCCCCUUCUGCCGACAGCUCCGAGGAGCUGAAGGGGUUUGCUCAGGUGGGAGACUGGACGAGUAGAGCCAUGCCAGAGCCCAGACGUGAGUGCUUCUGGAUUUCAGUCGUGGGCAUCCAGUGUAACUGAACACUUCCUCUGGGCCCUUGCAAGGACUGUAUGUAGUUUUGCAAAGUAGAAUUUUAUUCUUAGACAUUUCACAGUUCUUUUAACAUAAAGAUAUUCCUAUGGUCGUUUGUUGUUUCGUGAAGUUCCCUUGUAGCCCAGGCAAGUCUUAAUUCUACUGUGUAGCCGAGGAUGACCUUGAACUCCUGAUCCUCCUGCCUCCACCUGGUGCUGGGAUUACAGGCAUGUACCACAUGCCAGGCUAUAAAUUGUAGUUUUUAAUUAAGUCCAAAGCAAUUUGCUAAAAUCUCAAUGCACUGUUGAACACCAACUAAUGCAGGGUUUGCCCUUCGUUUUGUCUUUAAAUGGCUUUUUAUGAUCGCUCGCUCUGUAAGGGUGGGUGCUCAAAUGACCCCCUCACUAGUGAAAAUGGUGUUUUCUAUUACUGACCACUCAUUCACUCUCUACCUGAUGCUUUUUUUUUUUUUAAGAAAUGACUCCACAUGUCAGGAUGAGUGAUACCGUCUUAGGGUAAGAGCCCUAUUGGGAACAGACCUCUUGGAAGGGGCUGGUUGUUGUUUUGCUCCCCUCUGGUACCCGAACGCCUGCCAAAGUUUCCAUAAGCCAGUGUGUCAUUUUGUGGGUCUCACGUUGACUCUGCGCACCUGUGGUUCCCCCGCCCCCCUCCCCCAGCCGACUACCGGGACCUGACGCGGGUUUAGUGUGCCGUCUUUGAAAUGCCUUCCUGGGCAUGCCAGGCUCCAUCGUCAAGCCGCCUAGGUGUCUGCCGAGACAGGGUGUCCUCUCCGGGGUGUGUGCUCUUAGCGUUGCUUCCAGUGCGAAGGGUGCGUUUUAAGCAGGUGCCGUCUUACGUCAGAGAUGGAAGUAGAAAGCGAGGGUGCGGAGCCCGCCCUGUGGUCCCUGUGGCGAACUUGUAAGUGUGCUUUUGCGGUUUCUCUAGAAAGAAUGCAACCAAGAAGUGCCAGUCCAAGCCACAAAGUGGGGCUGUGCCAUAUCACGCUCUCUGCUUGUCACUCCGGGUUGAGAAUCCGAACAGGACACUGGGCAGUGUUGUGGGGAUCUCCUGUUCUAGGGCUGUGGAGCUGACUGACACGUCACGGGAUUCAAACCAAUCAACUGUGAAUUGCGAAACUGAAAUUGCUCUUUUGGUUUUUAUCUUCUUCGGCCUAUUAAAUAUAGAAGUCUGAAUGUUAUUUAAGCUUACACCACUCAUGUGGAUGGCUCAUCUUGGCUGUGUAUUCUCAUGUAUGUACUGAUUUCUGAUAAAGGCUUGAUGAUAUUGUAACAGGCUUUUUUUGUGUGUGUUCAGUUUAAUAAAACAGUUUCUGAGUCUUGUCUCAAAA
Messenger RNA from Meriones unguiculatus (Mongolian gerbil), 7553 nucleotides. It is a transcript of the gene Zmat3, whose product is annotated as zinc finger matrin-type 3. The coding region runs from base 387 to 1241 and encodes 284 amino acids. The record is from RefSeq and is a predicted model, not a curated record. Gene Ontology annotation, molecular function: nucleic acid binding; zinc ion binding. NCBI's taxonomy places the organism in Eukaryota, Metazoa, Chordata, Mammalia, Rodentia, Muridae. The transcript is spliced from 6 exons.